GUUUGUCAGGCUGCAAAGUUGACAGCUGCGAGGGGAAUUGAUUGGACCGUUAUGAUGGUUUUCCUAUGUGGGUGUGUCCAAGCGCCUGAGUUACUGACUAACAUAUAAGUUACACAUCUUUUUCUCUGAGCAAGCAUUUUGCAUUUGGCACAGUCUUCCUUCAUUCUUUACAGGACCAGUGUGCACUUUGACCCAAAGGAAAUCCUGUGCCUGCUCAGCGGUUGGAGAGUGAGCUCUCCAAAGCCAACAUUUAGACAAAAGAUCCUCCCAGCUUAAUGCCUUUUUAGCUAGAUAAAGUAGGAUUCAAGCGCUUUAAAAAGCAGUGAAAGGACAGUUUGCAAAGAUUAAACUGCCAGUUAAAAAAUGAUGGAAGAGGUAAACGAAGCAACAUCUGCUCCGAGUGUUCCUGCUCAAAACAUCAAGGUGACGGAGGUGCUGAAAGACGGGGACGCACUUACCUUCCUUAUUGUUUCUCCAAAGCCGUCGGGGACAGGGGAGUAUCAUGUGGACCGGACCUACGAAGACUUUGAAUGGCUCCAGUACCAUCUUGUCUCUGAGGAGGAUGUUCAAGGCAUGCAGGGAGUCAUAUUCCCUCCUCUUGUUCCAAAGGCUCAGGUCAAUGCAUCCAACAAGGCUAUUAAACAGCUUGGCAUCCUUGGUUUAGGGGAAUGGCAGCCAUACUGUAAAGCCUUGGAAACCUUCCUCCAGCAGGUUGCUGCACACAGCACACUCAGCAAAAAUAAAGCUUUGGAAAUCUUCCUGACCAGCUCCGAUCCCCCAGGCAGACAGAGACUAAGGAAAAGCAUUUUCAGCCGACUGAGUCACGCUGUGGAGGAAAGAAGGAAAGAAGGCCAUAAGGAUGUGGAUGAGUUCUUUCAGACUGAGCGUGAUCAUAACAUUCUUCUAACGGGCUGUACCAAGACUGCAACUGAGGAUUUCCUGGAUUUGGUGCUGACCGAGCAAAAAAUAGCAGUGGCCUGCGGGCACUUCUCCGCCGCCCUGCAUCUCUGUAUGGAACCAGGGGAGGAUCCGGACAAACAGGCCUUCUCUCAGGCUUGUGUGAAACUAUCUGAAGUCUUUGAGUCUUUGAAGAAAAAUAUGACAAGUGUUGCUGAGAAUGACAUGAACACUGUUGGUCUUGGCUUGGAGAUGGAUUCACGCUACCAGGAGGCAGAAAAGGAAAUGCUCUUCAGAAGAACCUGUAAACUGGUGGAGAUGGAGAAUGCAAGAAAAAAUGCAGAGAAGGCCAAACCUAACAAAAAAGCUGCUAUGGAGGGGGUCAAGAGGGCAGCUGAGGAGACAUUUGAUCAGAUUUGUGAAGUGGCCACAAUCGAGAUCAAACACUUCCAUGGUGUGCGUGUGGAGAUGUUGCAGCAGGCCCUGGUUCAGUGGUGUGAGAAGCAGCUUAUUACAGCCAAAGAAAGUGCUGACCAGUUCAGCCUGCACCUGCAGGCCUUAAAAGAGAUGGCCUAGUGACCCCAGUAGCUAACUCUCAAUGAAGUGUCCUAAGUGUGUCUAAACUCUAAACAAAGCAUUGGAUAUAACUCAAACACGUCUUUAACAGUGUUUUGCUGUAGUCUGACACUUUUUGGAAUCAAUUUUAAAGUGUAAAAAUUACAACAACAAAAUUUAGCAAUAUUUCCUCCUUGUACUCAUACCAAUAAAGUCUGAUUUGAAAUGGUGGUUUUGAUUUCUAAGCAGUGGACUUGUCGUUUUGUAAGGCAAUUGCAUGUGUGUGUAUAUACAGUAUGUGCCUAUGUGUUUGUGUGUGUGUGUUCUAUAUUAUGCUCAUACAUUUGUGCUGAGAGCUGUAUAGUGCAGCUCUCUAGCUGCUACACCAGCCAGGGUCACACAAAAUAAAGUGUGAUGAAUUGAUUCCCACAGUA
Molecule: messenger RNA, 1886 nt
Organism: Notolabrus celidotus (New Zealand spotty)
Lineage: Eukaryota; Metazoa; Chordata; Actinopteri; Labriformes; Labridae
Product: sorting nexin-32
Exons: 14
Coding region: 364-1473 (369 amino acids)
Molecular function (GO): phosphatidylinositol binding
Source: RefSeq, a predicted model, not a curated record